Fusarium venenatum is the source of this 444-nucleotide messenger RNA. RefSeq lists its product as uncharacterized. NCBI's taxonomy places the organism in Eukaryota, Fungi, Ascomycota, Sordariomycetes, Hypocreales, Nectriaceae. The record is from RefSeq and is a predicted model, not a curated record.
AUGGCCUCUUAUACACACAGCCGAAGUGCGGUGAGAGCUCAGCGACGAGACUCGUCAUCAUCCUCAUCUUCACACACAAUGUCCAACCGCUCAAGACCACGCCUUCUACGCUCAAGUGCAACUGAGCCUUCAAUCACUGUCUCCAAUGCUACUGGAAACUCAUUUGCUGGUCCCGAGUCGCCACAUAGAGCAACUGAUCUUCUCAACCGUGUUGCCGUCUAUUCUCCGUCUCCCGAGCAAGCCUCCACCCCAGCGGCAAUCCCACGCCAUGCUGGACCCAUGUCUAUCUGCCGUGAUCACCGCGAGCACUCUCCUUCCAGCAGCCCUGGAAGCCAAUCCGCCGUCAUGUCCGACUCUCCUUCUGGUUACUACUUUAGCUUUCCCAGCUUUGAGGAGUGGAACAGGGACAACCAGGACGACAUCACCAAGGACAAUGAUGAUUGA